UUGCUGGGAUUUUUUACGAGCAGGAUUUAUCAGUCAGAGCAGAUAAUCAUGACAGCGGCUGGGGGAUCUCAUUUUUUAUCUUUUAUCAGGGCAUAAACCUGUCUUUCGUAAAAGUCUCUGGUUUAGUCGUGAAAUCCCCUGAAGGAGGUUCUCUCCACUCUGCGUCCUGUAGAGACGCAUUAGUUGCAUUUCUCCAUUAGGUGGCCUCAGCGACCCACUGCACCUGACUGUUGUGUUCUGAUUUUAGAACCUGGAUCACGACUUUAUUAAACUACACUAAAAUGGUCAGAUUAAGAGAAAACGCUGGUGAGAAGAGUUGGAUUUAAAAGGGAAUUUGGCACUUUUUAACCUCUAAUCUCUGCGUAAAGAGGCACUCGUGACAAGUGAAGACUUAACGAUUGCAGCUGUUAUACAGAAAUACACAGAGAUUUGUCGCCACAGUCGCACGCUUUCAUUCCUGCUUCACUUUCUGUUGAAUGGGGCAGCGUGAGAGCGCACGGUGGGAAGCUGAGCUCUUCGGGGUUUGGCCGCAGACGCGCACUGUGGCUGCAGGAGGACGCAGCCAGAGCGCUGAUGGCUGAGUGACAUUUCAAUCCCGCGGUGUGUUGUCAUUUCUGCACAAUAGCGAGCGACGUGGAGCCCGUGGAGGACACAAUCGGACCGUCCUUUUGCGCUGUUGUUGUUGGAUGUGGACACUGGAUGGCCUCUGGAUGCACUUUGCGCAGGGAAGUUCGCGUGGAAGCUAUCGGACGUUUGUUUUUACAUGUGAUGUCAAGCGACAGCUGACCGCAUCUCUGGAUGCUGGUGAGUUCACUCACUCAGAAAGAAGAUUCCUAAAAUCACCCUGAUUUUGGACUCCGGGCAACACAGGAGAAUCAGUCAUUACACUGAGGAAUUAAGUCACCACUAACCUUUCAUCACUGCAGCUCAAAUGAUGUCAAAUCUAAUUUACAAAAUCAGGAAUCAAAUGUCCAGUUCGGAGAGGAUUGGCCUCGGACAUCCAAUCUUAUCUUUUACAGGAAGAUGCAAUGUAGGAGAUUUUUUGCGAGGCUGGAGAACAGGAGCCUCCUAGAUUCUAAUCUUGUGGAUGAAAAUGUAGCACUAUGACAUAAACUCCUCAAACCCGCACAUGUUCAGGGAUGGAUCUUGUGAACUUUACGACUGUCAUCGACAAUGGUUUUUUGGAUGAGGCGCCAUCGAGCCGCGUCCUGACUGGCUGCUUCCUCUCGCUGCUCAUUCUCACCACCUUGCUGGGGAACACACUGGUUUGUGCAGCCGUCACCAAGUUUCGACACUUGCGCUCUAAGGUGACCAACUUUUUCGUGAUCUCGUUGGCCGUGUCCGACCUCUUGGUUGCCAUCUUAGUGAUGCCGUGGAAGGCGGUAACGGAGAUCACCGGGUUCUGGCCGUUUGGCUCCUUUUGUGACACCUGGGUGGCUUUCGACAUCAUGUGCUCCACGGCAUCCAUUUUAAACCUCUGCGUCAUAAGCCUGGACCGCUACUGGGCCAUCUCCAGCCCCUUUCGCUAUGAGAGGAAGAUGACACCCAGAGUGGCCUAUGUGAUGAUCAGCGUGGCCUGGACACUGUCUGUCCUCAUUUCCUUCAUCCCGGUGCAGCUCAACUGGCACAAGGCCCAAACUAAAUCUUACACCCCUCUCACUGGGUCAUCUGUCUCUCUGAGAUCAAAUGUUACAUCUCACAGCAGCCUAGAGAAUUGUGACUCCAGCUUGAACAGGACCUACGCCAUCUCCACCUCUCUCAUAAGCUUCUACAUCCCUGUGGUCAUUAUGGUGGCCACCUACACUCAGAUUUACCGCAUUGCCCACAGACAAAUCAGGAGGAUCUCUGCCCUGGAACGGGCGGCCGAAAGUGCGAAGAACAGACACGACAGCAUGGGCGGAAGUUCCAGCAUCGCAGAGUCCGAGAGCUCUUUCAAAAUGACAUUCAAGAGGGAGACAAAGGUGCUGAAGACGCUGUCUGUGAUAAUGGGGGUGUUCGUGUGCUGCUGGCUCCCAUUUUUCAUCCUCAACUGCAUGGUGCCCUUCUGCGAGCAGUCGAGCGGAGGGGAGGCUUUCCCCUGCAUCAGCCCCACCACGUUUGACGUGUUCGUGUGGUUCGGCUGGGCUAAUUCCUCCCUCAACCCCAUCAUCUAUGCCUUCAAUGCAGAUUUCCGCAAGGCCUUCUCCAUCCUGCUGGGCUGCCAGAGACUGCAUCCAGGAGGCCACAACAUAGAGACAGCCAGUCUAAACAAGAAAUGACUCAUGACUCUCUCACAGCACUGACUCAUCCCUUAAUUCUAAGAGUCCAGGAGUUCCUGCUGCAGCCAGUCUCAUCAACUUCAUAUCAGGACGCCGCUCGCUGUGCUAACUCUUUGAUUGACUGAAUGAUACUGUGACCUUGUAUGUGGCCACGUUUGGAUUAGGUGAGUGGUCUGCCUGUUGUGCAGACUGUUUAUGCUCACCGUGGUUGCUACGCUGACUUCAGAAGACAGAAGCUCCUGAAAAAUGAGCGGGGAUUUGGGAUUAAGUCUCCCCCGCUGUUAUGCCUGAGAUCUGGGAGUGCAACAGCGCUGACACACUCCUGGAAUAGAUAAUCCCAUGACUGGGCAGCCUAAUGGUGUCACACAUUGCUCUCUUCAGUACCAUCAUACGCAGAUACACAAAAGGAAACACUGUCAAAACAUGCUCCUUCAAAUACAGUGUAACUGUAGAACCCAGCAUGCACAUGACAGCUAACAGCUAAUUACAUCACAGCACACAGAAACACUCAUUACAUUUAAAUCCCGGGCUCUGCAAGGACCCCUGCAGUAAAGCAACAAACCAAAUCACACUGAGCAAAGGUACAGGUAAAAUACAUCCACAAGUGACUUAAUAUUACAGCCAGAAUGAAAACAGGUUUGAUCUAAUAUAUAAAUGUUUGAAAAGAGAGCUUGCAGAAGUGGAGAUUUAUGAAAAUGUAACACAGACAUGAAAAAUGCAGCUUUUCAAACUGCAGAUUGUCUCACUGUGUAUAUGGGUUCAUAAAUGUUAUUUAUAUAUCAUCCAAAUGUCAAAUUGUUACAACUUUAAACCCAAUUUACUCAACAGGCACCUCAUGAAUUAUUUGUUCACUGCUUGAAAGUGUUUUAUGGAUGAGUGUCUCAUAUUACCUCGUGUGUCCUGUAUUUUUCCUGAACAACAGCUGAUGACCUCUUUUAGGUAAAGGCUCUGACAAAGGUCUUUGUGUGACUUGAUUUGGACGUCGAACACAUCAGAUAACAGCUGAAUUAGGUUUGAGUCAAACUGCUGCUCUUUAUAUUGAAAUAUUCAAGGAUUAUCAACAUGGGUCUUGUUCUUACAGGUUUGGCUCUGAUAUUUCUAUUUCAGUUUAAUUACCAAAUCAAAUCAGAAGCUGCCAGAUGAUCAAACAGGUCGCAAACAAGCCCUCGGUUUAGAUUAUUAAAUCCACCUUGUUAGGAGCGCAUUGGAAAGAACACAUGAAAUGUCGCUACUAAUCCUUAAUAGCACAAGAGAACUGUAUGGCUUGUACCAACCAGGGCAGUCACUCAAAAUUUAGGUUAGAAAGACAAAGAACAAGAAUAUAAUUUAUUUGAAUGAAUUUCAAAACAAAUUGCAACUUUCACUGUAGAAUAAAUGUUCAGUUCAUUCAAUUGCUCUUCCCUCUUUCCUUGAAAAAUAAACUAAUGCAGCUGAAAUGCUUCUAUGAAGUCAGGAAACAGUUUUAAUAUUGUCCAUUAUUGGAGCUGUAACCUGGUUUAUUAAGCACAUGAUUUGCAAUAAAUUAGAUGAACAGUGCAUUUUAGAAAUGUCUGAAUUCAUUUCAUGUUGUACUUACACAUUAUAAGUUUUUAACAAAUAAUUACAGACAUGAUUUUCAUUAUUUUUCUACUUUGAAUGCACUACAGAUUGACUUUCAAAUAAAAACAGACACAACUAAGGGAAGCGGUGUACAUCCACGUUGAAUGAGGAAGUCAGUCUGUUUGGUUAAUAAUUACAGCUUCCUUUUUUUUUCAAGUGUUUUUUUUUCUUUUUUCUUCUGCCAUAUAAAUUUGACUAAGCUGAGGGUUUGUUCUCCAGCCUGUGAUCUAAUUAUCUGACUGCUUGUAUUUCUCGUUAGAUGUAUUUUUAGAGGUCUGAUCCCAGACCUCAGGAGAUGAACAAAUAGUUCCACAUUUGGAAAAUAUGCCUAUUAGCUUAACAGUUAACUGAUUUCAGAUCGAAUGGAAUUAGCAAUGAGACUAAUGCUGUGAUUCAUUUUUAUUUAAUUCGAGCAGAUUAAAACUUUCUCAGGCUGUAUAUUUUUGCCUGUUGACCAAUUAGCAGUAUGUUGUUCAGGCAUUAAUGUUGUGGUUCAACUGAGAUAAGCCAAGUCUCACUACUGUUUCUCGAGGGAAAAAUUUAGCUAGAGACGAAAACCGAUUUUUGUACCAGGCUGUAAACAUAUUUAUUUGUGCUGUAAAGUUGCGCAUUUUAACAUCUUGGUCUAUGGGAAUAGACUCUUUUGGAGCCAGAUUCAAGCAGUCAUUCGAGGAACUGCAUAUAACUUGGUAUAAAACCACAACUUUAAAUCAGAUUAUUUACAUAAAAUGCUUAAAACAGUGAGCUUCAGAAGUGCUGGUAAACUUUAUUUUUUUUAAUGUCUGGACAUAGCCAGUUAUUUUCCUACUAUUUCCAAAACACUUUGCUAAGUUAAGCUAACCCUCUUUUGGCUUUCAUGUUUCACAGACUGACAUGAGAAUAUUACCGACCUUCUAAUCCAUCUCUUGACAGAAUCAUUCACAACUGACAGAAAUUAGGGCCAGAACUAUGAGAAUAAGACCCAGGACUUAAUACCACUGCAAGAAUUAACAUGAAGAACUGGAUGGAUCAUCAGCAAUGAGUGAGGAUUACUGACGCAAACACAUAUGUAGGUGUGUAUUAAAGUUAUUACUUUAGAAUAUGCAGGUUUGACCAUUGCGUACCUGUUAUGUUGCAUUCAUAACUGUGUAACCCUUCAGAAGAAACAGUUGUGGGUGUCUGCUUCAGCCAUGUGGAAACAUCUCAAAGCACAGGUUAAUAAACGUUUGUGUCCAUUUUUCUAAA
Amphiprion ocellaris (clown anemonefish) is the source of this 5081-nucleotide messenger RNA. It is a transcript of the gene drd1a, whose product is annotated as dopamine receptor D1a. The transcript has 2 exons. NCBI's taxonomy places the organism in Eukaryota, Metazoa, Chordata, Actinopteri, Pomacentridae. The coding region runs from base 1140 to 2258 and encodes 372 amino acids. The record is from RefSeq and is a predicted model, not a curated record. Gene Ontology annotation, cellular component: membrane. Gene Ontology annotation, molecular function: G protein-coupled receptor activity. Gene Ontology annotation, biological process: adenylate cyclase-activating adrenergic receptor signaling pathway.